Messenger RNA from Letharia columbiana, 222 nucleotides. RefSeq lists its product as uncharacterized. The coding region runs from base 1 to 222 and encodes 73 amino acids. The record is from RefSeq and is a predicted model, not a curated record. Lineage: Eukaryota; Fungi; Ascomycota; Lecanoromycetes; Lecanorales; Parmeliaceae. The transcript has a single exon.
AUGCACAUGGCGACAUGGGAGUCCGACGGGACAGUCAUUCAGAUCUCCUGUGAUGGAAAAGAGGUCCCCACAGACGUCACAGGUUUUCCGCCCGACGGGGAUCUCCUCGAAGAUGAUGAACGCGUUGUCGAUACUGGGAAUGAGCAACCCGACGUUUGGGAGCCCAGAGAAAGAAGUCAUUCCUCCUCUAGCAUGAGUAUCGAUAUCUGGGAAUCGUCGUAG